AUGGCUAUCGCUAUCACAAUCUUGUAUCUUCUCGCCGCCAUCGCCCUCAAUCGCGUCGGCGCCACUCCUCUAGCUAACGCGCCCACCGACUCGGAGGCCACCAAACCUGACCUAAGCAGCGUGGACAAGAAAGUCAUUAUCCAGCUAUUUCAGUGGAAUUGGAAGAGUGUUGCUGAUGAGUGUGAGCACUUCAUCGGCCCCGCUGGAUAUGGCUACGUUCAAGUGAGCCCGCCUAACGAACAUAUCACUGGAACCGAGUGGUGGAAGGACUAUCAACCCGUAUCGUACAAAAUCGAGUCGAGGCGUGGCAACAGAGAGCAGUUCAGACAGAUGGUAACAAAGUGCCACGCUGCUGGCGUAAAGGUCAUUACAGACACGCUGUUCAAUCAUAUGUCCUCUCUUAGCUCUGGGAAGGGCACUGGCGGAUCUACAUUCGAUAAAUACAACUACCCCGGUCUGUAUUCCUAUCAAGACUUCCACCACAAGUGCGGCUCAUCAGACGAGGUGAUCCACGACUUCAGAAGUAGGAAAGAAGUGCAGACUUGCGAACUGCUCGGACUAGCUGACUUGGCCACCGGCAAUGAGAACGUACAGCGCCGUCUUAGAGCGUAUGCCACCGACCUUCGGUCGCUUGGUGUCGACGGGUUCAGGCUGGAUGCAGCGAAACAUAUACCCGCUAACGACCUGAAGAGCAUCCUCUCGAGCGUCCCUGGAUUCGGCACUCCUUCGUUCUACGUCACACAGGAAGUGGUCGGGGGCACAAAGGAUGACGACUCGGAAGUCAAGGCAACGGAGUAUGUCCAGAAUGGGGACGUACAAGUGUUCGAAUAUUCGAAGAAGAUCAGAGAAGCGUUUAUGAAAGGUAGCUUCAUGAUUUUGAAGGAUUUAGGUCGUGAUUGGGUGCCAUCUGCGCACGCGAAUGUGUUCGUCGUUAAUCACGACAAGGAACGUGAUGGUGAAGCCUUGAACGCCAACGCACCAUCGAAUAUAUACAUCCUAGCGCACAUCUUCUCCCUCGCGUAUCCGUAUGGCCGCGUCAGUGUGUUGUCAAGUUACGAGGGGGGACUUGGAGACAAGGACGUCGGUGGCCCGAAUCAAGGCAACGCAAAGUGCUCGGGGUCCGCACGAAAUGGCAACGGCGGGUGGAUGUGCCAGCAUCGCUGGGUGGCCAUUGGUGGUAUGACUCGGUUUAGGAAUGCCGUUCAAGACGCGCCGCUGGAGAAUCUACAAUCUCCACGAGAUGAUAGGAUUGCUUUUUCACGAGGCAAAUCUGGCUUCGUUGCAAUCAAUAACUCGGACAGCCCAUGGAGUGCUACGCUGAAUACGGGGUUGCCGAAAGGGAGCUAUUGUGACGUUGUCAGCGGGGGUGCGAAGGCUUCUAAAUGCACGGGCCCGACGUGA
Messenger RNA from Pleurotus ostreatus (oyster mushroom), 1401 nucleotides. RefSeq lists its product as uncharacterized. The record is from RefSeq and is a predicted model, not a curated record. Gene Ontology annotation, molecular function: cation binding; alpha-amylase activity. NCBI's taxonomy places the organism in Eukaryota, Fungi, Basidiomycota, Agaricomycetes, Agaricales, Pleurotaceae. The transcript has 10 exons. Bases 1 to 1401 code for a protein of 466 amino acids. Gene Ontology annotation, biological process: carbohydrate metabolic process.